Messenger RNA from Mesocricetus auratus (golden hamster), 2240 nucleotides. It is a transcript of the gene Hspa13, whose product is annotated as heat shock protein family A (Hsp70) member 13. Gene Ontology annotation, biological process: cellular response to unfolded protein; protein refolding; vesicle-mediated transport. Gene Ontology annotation, cellular component: plasma membrane; nucleus; cytoplasm. The record is from RefSeq and is a predicted model, not a curated record. The coding region runs from base 64 to 1479 and encodes 471 amino acids. NCBI's taxonomy places the organism in Eukaryota, Metazoa, Chordata, Mammalia, Rodentia, Cricetidae. The transcript is spliced from 5 exons. Gene Ontology annotation, molecular function: ATP-dependent protein folding chaperone; misfolded protein binding; heat shock protein binding.
CGGCGGCUAGGGGGCGGUGCCUCCCGUCGGUACAGUCAUCUCUCAGCUUGUUCGGCGGGACUGAUGGCCGGAGAGAUGACGAUCUUAGGUUCAGCUGUUUUGACUCUCCUGCUGGCUGGCUACUUGGCACAACAGUAUUUACCACUGCCUACUCCAAAAGUGAUUGGCAUUGACCUGGGUACCACCUAUUGUUCCGUUGGAGUGUUCUUUCCUGGGACAGGAAAAGUAAAGGUGAUUCCAGAUGAAAAUGGGCAUAUCAGCAUACCCAGCAUGGUGUCCUUUACAGAUGGCGAUGUAUAUGUGGGCUACGAAAGCCUGGAGCUGGCAGAUUCAAAUCCUCAAAACACAAUAUAUGACGCUAAAAGGUUCAUAGGUAAGAUUUUCACCCCGGAAGAACUGGAGGCGGAAAUUGGCAGAUAUCCAUUUAAGGUGUUACACAAAGACGGAAUGGCUGAGUUUUCUGUAACAAGUAACGAAACCAUCAUUGUUACUCCGGAGUAUGUUGGCUCUCGAUUGUUGCUAAAACUGAAGGAAAUGGCAGAGGAAUACCUCGGGAUGCCAGUUGUCAAUGCUGUCAUUUCUGUACCAGCAGAGUUUGACCUAAAACAGAGGAAUUCAACAGUUCAAGCUGCCAACCUUGCCGGACUGAAGAUCUUGAGAGUGAUAAACGAACCAACAGCAGCAGCUAUGGCCUAUGGUCUCCACAGGGUUGAUGUCUUCUAUGUGCUGGUCAUAGACGUGGGCGGAGGGACUCUUGAUGUGUCAUUACUGAAUAAACAAGGAGGGACGUUUCUAACACGAGCAAUGUCUGGAAACAACAAACUUGGAGGACAAGACUUCAAUCAGAGGCUUCUUCAGUACUUAUAUAAUCAGAUUUAUGAAACCUAUGGCUUUCUCCCUUCCAGGAAAGAGGAAAUCCAUAGAUUAAGACAAGCUGUGGAAAUGGUCAAAUUAAAUUUGACGAUUCAUCCGUCUGCCCAGGUGUCAGUUUUACUCACUGUCGAGGAAAAGGACAGGCAGACACCUCAGAAAGAUGACUCUAAUCUGCCCAAAGACCAGCUUAGCCCAGGGGAUGGUCACCAUGCGCACAGGGUGUUUAGACCUGGCCCUUCUGACAACAAGAGUGGGGAACGGCAGGUGUUAUUUGAGACAGAAGUAUCACGCAAACUCUUUGAUUCCCUCAAUGAAGAUCUCUUUCAGAAAAUACUCGUGCCCAUCCAGCAAGUAUUAAAAGAAGGCCACCUAGACAAGACGGAAAUUGAUGAGGUGGUUCUAGUUGGGGGCUCUACUCGGAUUCCUCGGAUCCGCCAAGUCAUUCAAGAGUUCUUCGGGAAGGAUCCCAACACGUCUGUAGACCCUGACCUGGCAGUGGUGACAGGAGUGGCCAUCCAGGCGGGGAUUGAUGGAGGCUCUUGGCCUCUCCAAGUCAGUGCUUUAGAAAUUCCCAAUAAGCAUUUACAGAAAACCAAUUUCAACUGACCUCUGAGGGAGAGCUGCUAACUGUUGACCUUGUCUAGUGAUGUUGAUCCUCUCCAUUGUGAAGCUUCCUCCAGAAGUACAUGAAAUAGCUCACAGAUGAGCCUGAGGACAUUUAGGCAGCAAACUUUUGCAUAAUGUUUCAUUUAAGAAUUGAAUAUGACCAGAUGAGUCCUGUGUGUGUUUUGAGAACUCUCAUAGUAUUUCUAAAGUCACAGAGUUGAGGUUCGAUGCUUGUCUGGAUUCUGGAAGUAGGCUACCAUUCACAUUUACUAUUCUGGAAGCAGUAAGUAGUGCCAACAAUAAGCCCCCCACUUUUUACUAAAUUUUAUUGGUAGGGGCUGAUAAUUCCUUACUUGGUUAUCACAUGUAACUUAAUUUGAUCUAUACUUGAAGGACUGUUAAUGUCAGGUAUUUACAUUGGCUGGGAGAUAACGGUAUUAUUAAACUGCAUAGAUAGUAUUUAUCAACUGCCGUAUAAAUUGUAUUUCAAAAAUUCACUUCUAAUGUGUUAUAUUCUCCUAAUCUACAGAUAUUAAUGUGUUUAAUAGAUCGACCAAUUUUUCUUCCUAAAAUAGCUACAGAUUUACUCAGAUCUUUCCUGCCAGAUAGUCGAAAUUUCCGGUUUAUAAUUUAGUUCCUUUAUCUUCAAUGUGUCAUUCUCUGGUUGUAUUUUCCCAAGUCUGCUGGUAAGAAAGCAGUAGGGAGUUACCAGUUGCCUUUUCAACGUGUUAUUGCCACAAUAAAGCUGCAUUGCUCACUCA